Messenger RNA from Elephantulus edwardii (Cape elephant shrew), 465 nucleotides. RefSeq names its product 60S ribosomal protein L18a-like. The record is from RefSeq and is a predicted model, not a curated record. Gene Ontology annotation, molecular function: structural constituent of ribosome. Gene Ontology annotation, cellular component: cytosolic large ribosomal subunit; ribosome. The coding region runs from base 1 to 465 and encodes 154 amino acids. Lineage: Eukaryota; Metazoa; Chordata; Mammalia; Macroscelidea; Macroscelididae. Gene Ontology annotation, biological process: translation. The transcript is spliced from 2 exons.
AUGAAGGCUUCGGGAACACUUCAUGAGUACAAGGUGGUGGGGCGCUGCCUGCCCACCCCCAAGUGUUGGACUCCACCACUUUACUGCAUGCACAUCUUCGCCCCCAACCAUGUCGUUGCCAAGUCCCGCUUCUGGCACUUUGUGUCACAGCUGAAGAAGAUGAAGAAGUCUUCUGGGGAAAUUGUAUACUGUGGACAAGUGUUCGAGAAGUCCCCCUUGCGUGUGAAGAGCUUUGGCAUCUGGCUGCACUAUGACUCCCGCAGUGGGACUCCCAACAUGUACCGGGGAUACCAGGAUCUGACCACUGCAGGUGCUGUCACCCAGUACUACCGUGACAUGGGCGCUCAGCAUCGUGCCUGGGCCCACUCCAUCCAGAUCAUGAAGGUGGAGGAGAUCGCAGCCAACAAGUGCCACCGACCUCACAAGCCACGGUUCACCACCAAGUGGCCAAACACCUUCUUCUAG